Centruroides sculpturatus (bark scorpion) is the source of this 944-nucleotide messenger RNA. RefSeq names its product exosome complex component CSL4-like (gene Csl4). Gene Ontology annotation, cellular component: nuclear exosome (RNase complex); cytoplasm. The coding region runs from base 363 to 863 and encodes 166 amino acids. Gene Ontology annotation, biological process: RNA processing. The transcript has 8 exons. Gene Ontology annotation, molecular function: RNA binding. The record is from RefSeq and is a predicted model, not a curated record. Lineage: Eukaryota; Metazoa; Arthropoda; Arachnida; Scorpiones; Buthidae.
CCUUUUGUUUGCUGGAAUCAGCGAUGAGGCGCCAUGACAGCCACCGACGCUGCCGCGGCGCAGCAGCCGCCACCGUUCGCUCGCGUCGUCACGUGACAUGUCGUCUCCAAACCGCUCCGGUUUCGAGGCUGAAACAGGAAGUGCCGCCAUGACAGUCCACGUAUCUGGACAUUAACCCUUUCUUUAAUUGGAUUACCUGUGCAUAUGUAGACAGCUCAUCACUUUUGUUACGAAUGUCUUCGGUUAUUUGUCCGAGGAAAAUACAAUGGCCGUAACCUCCAAAAGGGGGAAAGGGAAGAAAUAGUCAAAGAUUGGAACGAGAGGAUUCUUAUCAUACGGGUGGAAAAGGAACAUAUACAAGAAUGGGAUACAUAUAUGCUAGCUUAGUUGGAUAUGUUUCUGUCAAGAAAGUCAAAGAUCAGCCAUCUGUUAUAGAAGUUAAUAGAGGAACGGAACAAAAUAUUCUUCCUACUAUAGGAUGUAUUGUAACUGUUAGAAUUACAAACAUUACUCCAAUGUAUUGUAAAUGUGCAAUUCUUUGUAUUGAAGAUAUUGUUUUAAGAGAACCAUUUCGAGGUCUUAUAAGAAAAGAAGAUAUUCAAGCAACAGAGAAAGACAUGGUUGAAAUAAAUAAAUGUUUCCGACCAGGAGAUAUUGUAUUAGGAAGAGUUCUUUCAUUGGGUGAUGCUUUGUCUUAUCUCAUUUCAACAGCUGAGAAAGAAUUAGGUGUGGUUAUUGCCUACAGUGAAGCAGGUGCAAAAAUGAUUCCCAUUACUUCAACGAAAAUGCAAUGUCCAAAAACUUUUAAUGAAGAAUCACGCAAAGUUGCCAUGGUCACUCCUAAAGAAUCUACUGAAAGCUGAUGAUAUUGAAUUAUUUGUUAUUUAAUGUAUUUUUAUAUUGUUUUUGAACAAAUGAAAUAAAAAGUUAUACAUAUUUAUAUU